AUGCCAUCAUCUCCUAAAAAACAUGCACUCGUCUUUGGUGCGACUGGUCUCAUCGGCUGGGGAAUCGUCAAUGAACUUCUCUCGAGCUUCACUCAGCCCAGUGUUUUCUCAAUGAUUACUGCAGUAGCAAAUCGCCCACUUUCUGCGAUUGACAGCCAUUGGCCAGAAAGGUCCCCACAAAUGCCAGAGCUACAACUCGUCACAGGAAUCAAUUUGUUGGAUGGGACAUCGGAGGAUUUAGCCACACAGCUCAAGGAUUGUGUGAGGGCUGUUGAUAGCAUCACGCAUGUUUUCUAUACUGUCUUCGUUCCAAUCAACGAGGACCAUAUCAAGGAAGCCGAAACAAAUUCCGCUAUCAUGCGACGGGUCGCCGAAGCUGUCAACAGCCUCUGUCAAAACCUGGAGUCUUUUAUAUAUAUGGGUGGAACCAGGGGCUACGGUAUCUACCUUCCAAGCAGUAGCUUCGCAGCACCACUCGAGGAAAGCAUGGCAGAUGACUUGUCUCCCGACUAUGCCAAAACAGUCGCAUACCCGGGAUACAGACGUGUUCUUACAGACGCAAGCAAAGAUCGGAGUUGGAAGUGGUCUGAAAUAUGUCCGGAUGCUGUUGUUGGCUUCAGUCCAAUCGGGUCCAAUUUCUCACUCGCCUUGCACUGGGCUCAAUAUCUUUCGUUGUACGGGUACAAUCAUGGCAUACGUGAGCCAGCCGAUUAUGGUAAGGUUAAAAUUGCCUUUCCCGGGUCUAAGGGCGGGUACAAUGCAUUGUUCACGCCUGUCUCGACACAGAGUUUAGGUCGCAUCUCGAUUCAUGCUUCUCUCAAUUCUGAUAGAUGUGGCGGGAGGAUCCUAAAUGCAGUUGAUCACGGUAGUCCAACUACAUUUCGUGAACUGUGGCCAAAGAUCACUGGAUGGUUUGGUCUUCAGGGUGUUGGUCCUGCUGAUGAAUGCCAACUCAAACCAAGCGAGUACAUAGAUAGAUACAGGUCGCUGUUUGAAGACAAUGGAAAACCGAAAGCAAUCAGCGCUGGAGUUGGUGUGGGGAAUAGACAGCUCGAUAGUGUCGGCUGGUGGUUGGAAUUCGAUCGGCAAUUGAGCCCGGACAGGCUGAGAGCGUCAGGCUUCGAGGAGGAAAGCGAUCCUAUUCAGGGUUGGCUAGAGGCUUUUGAAAAAUUCAGAGCAGCUGGCAUCAUUUUCUAG
Messenger RNA from Botrytis byssoidea, 1197 nucleotides. RefSeq lists its product as uncharacterized. Lineage: Eukaryota; Fungi; Ascomycota; Leotiomycetes; Helotiales; Sclerotiniaceae. Bases 1 to 1197 code for a protein of 398 amino acids. The transcript is spliced from 3 exons. The record is from RefSeq and is a predicted model, not a curated record.